Messenger RNA from Fonsecaea erecta, 1614 nucleotides. RefSeq lists its product as hypothetical. The transcript has 2 exons. The record is from RefSeq and is a predicted model, not a curated record. Bases 1 to 1614 code for a protein of 537 amino acids. Lineage: Eukaryota; Fungi; Ascomycota; Eurotiomycetes; Chaetothyriales; Herpotrichiellaceae.
AUGGUCUCUCUGUGGGGAAGCAACAAGAAGGACAACGGCCACCCCCCUCAAGAGGAGGAUGAAGACAGUGCCGCAGCCACCGCAUCCCAUCCCCAGUCGGGCGGACCUUCGGACGAUGCCAAUGAAAGAACACGACUAUUGCCACGCCGCGAUCGUGGCCCUGGCUAUCUCAGUCCCGACGACCCUGCUGUAUCACCUUACAACCUCUUCUCAGUGAGGGCGUUACGAUGGCUCGAGGUCGUCUUCUUGAUGAUCACCUGCCUGUGGUGGACCUUGCUCUUCAUCUCCAUCUUCGUCAGUCCUCCACAUUUCAACUCGAGAGGCUCCGGCUUCUUUGACGUCGCCUGGACCACCCUCACCAUUGGCAAUAUUCUGACGGCUCUUCUGUUCUUUGCCACCCCAUCCACUGCCAUGAGCGUUCUGAGCAUGGCAAUUUCUGUCAUCUUGUUGAUCGACAUGAUCAUUAUCCUCGCGGUACCUCGUAUUAGACUUGAGGAGGGCUGGAUCGGGGUUGCCUCAGUGAUAUGGGCUGCUUUGAUCGGCCUAUACAAUGUCGUGACGAACAGGACCGUUCAAUGGGGGAAAGCGGAAGAGGAAGUACGCCUUACGGGUCGCCAGGAGACGCGUCGUUCUCUUAGAGAAUGGUGUGCUGUCUUGACCGCAACCGUACUGAUGGCCGUCUACGUGAUCAUUGUUGUCUUGCUUACUGCCGUCCUGGUAUUGCGCUCGAGGGACGCUACCCUACCCGCUCCGGGCCAUCGGUAUUUGGUGGAUGGUGACAAAUACGCCGUGCACUUUGCUUGCAUUGGCAACAAGACCUUUGACGCAGACGGCAAGCCGAAGCCCACUGUCCUGCUUGAGGGAGGAUACAUGCCUGUGGAAGACAGCUUCGAGGGGUGGGUUUUUGAUGCGUGGAUGAACGGGACUAUCGACCGUUACUGCUACUGGGAUCGACCUGGCAUCGCAUGGUCCGAUAAUGCGCCAUCUCCACAUUCGGCUGGGAUGUCUGCAGAUGCAAUCUCUGAGGCGCUCGCCAUUGCUGGUGAGGAAGGCCCCUGGAUUCUAGUCUCUGCGGGCAUUGGAAGUGUCUACAGCAGAGUCUUCUCUGCUCGACACCCCCGUGAUAUCAGAGGCAUGAUGUUCAUCGAUGGCCUACACGAAGACCUCCUCUACAAAGUCGGUGGUCCUGGUCGUGGGUUCAUUCUGUGGGGCCGUGGCAUCAUAUCCCCGCUUGGCCUCGAUCGCCUGGCAGGAGCUUUGUUCAAGGGUCGCACCAAGGAAGAUCGCGUCUUUGGCAAAUCCUCCUACCAGGGUGGCAAGUUCAUCAAGAAUAAGCUGCAGGAAAACCUGGUAGCCGAUUCAUUAACCAAGAACGAGGUUAUCAGCGCCCGCAACAUUCAGGAUCGCAGCGUUCCUCUUGUUGUGAUCACUUCUGGGGUGCAUUUGAAAAAGGACAAGGACUGGGAGCGGAAGCAGGAAGACUUGACAAAGGUGACAGACGAGUUGGUCGCCUGGGAUGUUGUGAAAGGAGCACCCUCGGAAGAAGUGUGGAGGUCGGAUGAAGGACGAAAGAUCUUGGAAAAGCGACUAGGACAACUGUACAAGGGCUCAUGA